CGAGCCCACGGUUGCGCCGAGGGCGCAGCGCGAGGAGCAGGGGGAUGGGGAGGCUCGGGGCCUCGCAGCUGUCCCUGAGGCACGCUUCCUGGCGGAGUGGGGCGGGAGGCCACAGCCUCAGGGGCUGCUCUUCAAAAUCCCGUGCGGACUGCCGAGACGGUGCGGGCUACUAACGGCAUCCGCCCCUCCGCCUCCCCCUGCCUACUUGCGCUUCCUCUCCGCCCACCGCGCUCCGCGGCUCGGUCUCAGCCCGCGCUGUCCUCCUCCCCCCGGAGCCGCCGCGGCCCGCCUGCGCCCAGCCAUGGGGGACCUGCCCGGCCUGGUGCGCCUCUCCAUCGCGCUGCGCAUCCAGCCCAAUGAUGGCCCGGUCUUCUUCAAGGUGGACGGGCAGCGCUUCGGCCAGAACCGCACCAUUAAGCUGCUCACCGGCUCCUCCUACAAGGUGGAGGUGAAGAUUAAGCCCAACACGCUGCAGGUCGAGAACAUUUCCAUUGGUGGCGUGGUUGUCCCACUGGAACUGAAGUCGAAAGAGCCUGAUGGGGACAGAGUUGUUUAUACAGGCACAUAUGAUACAGAAGGUGUGGCCCCAACCAAGAGUGGAGAACGACAACCCAUCCAGAUCACCAUGCCGUUCACUGACAUUGGGACCUUCGAGACGGUGUGGCAAGUCAAGUUCUACAAUUACCAUAAGCGGGAUCACUGCCAGUGGGGCAGCCCCUUCUCGGUCAUUGAGUAUGAAUGCAAGCCCAACGAGACACGCAGUCUCAUGUGGGUGAACAAGGAGUCCUUCCUCUGAAGAUGGCUCUUUCUGAUGUUGCUGGACAAUCGCUUCGGAAAUCUACUUUUAGAUAACCCAGCACAAGCCUUCACCAAGGCACACCACACCGUUGCUCUUUCCCGUCGGUGCCAAUGACCUACUAGCCCCGAUUAUUUUGAAAGUGUAAUUCCCCUCUGAUGCAAUGUCCCCGACAAAAGAACGUGAUGUACCCUCCUGAGAAGAUCCCUUUCUGUGUCCUGUGUUGGUGCCCCUGCAUUCAUUUGUUCUCCGUCAUGCUGUUGGCUGCUUGUGGAGACCUCAGUGCAAUUGGCAGGCGUGUCUCAUACUUAAUGGUUCCGCUGAAUGACUGUGGUGUUCUGUUUCUAAGUGGAGUGAUUCCCCUUUGUUGUUAGCCGUUAAAUAGAAAAUAACAAUGUGUGUGGGUUCUCUCCCACGUGUGAUGUGGUGACAUGUGACUCGCAAUGUUUUGCAGCUCGCAGAGCAGGCUUUGUGAACAUGUAAUGCAAACAGCAGCGGGUGGGACUCAAAUGUGCUUCCUAGAAACUGCUCAGCUUUUCCAGGGAGGGAAGAUGACAAAGUAGAAGGAGAAAUAUUUAACAAGCAUUUAUAAUGUAUUAAAACUGUUUCACGUGACUUCAGGUAUUGUGCUGUGGAGAGGGGGAAGCAUGGUUGUGGACCCCUGUAAAAGGAGGUGAUGGGAGUUACAGGGUUAUCUCUUUGGCAAGCUACCCUGCAUCCGAACAUGCAGAUCGAUGGCACCCCUACACUCCCCUUCACUUGAACUUUGUAAAACUGUGUAUGGAACUGUAAUCAACUUUUGAUAUUUCUUAAUAAAGGUGUUGAAAAUCA
Molecule: messenger RNA, 1627 nt
Organism: Molossus molossus (Pallas's mastiff bat)
Lineage: Eukaryota; Metazoa; Chordata; Mammalia; Chiroptera; Molossidae
Gene: CNRIP1
Product: cannabinoid receptor interacting protein 1
Exons: 3
Coding region: 302-796 (164 amino acids)
Biological process (GO): negative regulation of signaling receptor activity
Cellular component (GO): plasma membrane
Molecular function (GO): type 1 cannabinoid receptor binding
Source: RefSeq, a predicted model, not a curated record